AUGCCAAAAUUAGUUCAUAAACCUGACAAAACUAUUCCAUUAGAAGAAGAUGAUUCCCCAGAGAAUGAACAUCUUUUAAGUAUGGGAGAAACAAAUGAACUUCUGAGAAUUGUUUUGAAUAAUUCAAAAAGGCCAAAGAAAUAUCCAUCAAUUUUAAUGAAAACUUUUGAAUACAGUAAGACAUUUAAUCCCUUCACGAGUCACACCCAAUUAACAGAUGCUCGAAGGAUUUUAAGUAAAUAUCAACUUGACGCGUUCGAAAUACCAUUACUUUUAAAUUUCUUGCCAGUCAAAGUUGCUGAAACUAAAGGUUUGAUACCCAGCUUGACAAGGUUAUCAGAUGAUCAAAUUCAAGCAAUUUGUGAAGAUAUUAAGAAUAUCAGAGGAUAUAUCAAGUAA
Messenger RNA from Diversispora eburnea, 399 nucleotides. The record is from the annotation of a GenBank genome assembly. Lineage: Eukaryota; Fungi; Glomeromycota; Glomeromycetes; Diversisporales; Diversisporaceae.